This is a messenger RNA of Phanerochaete carnosa HHB-10118-sp, 651 nucleotides long. RefSeq lists its product as uncharacterized. The transcript has 7 exons. Gene Ontology annotation, molecular function: acyltransferase activity, transferring groups other than amino-acyl groups. Bases 1 to 651 code for a protein of 216 amino acids. Lineage: Eukaryota; Fungi; Basidiomycota; Agaricomycetes; Polyporales; Phanerochaetaceae. The record is from RefSeq and is a predicted model, not a curated record.
AUGUCCACAGCAGUGAUGAGCAUACAUGUACAACGAAUACACAAGCCCUCCGAGAAAGAGCUCGCAAAUUGCGUCGUGGUGCUUGACGCCGCCUUCCACCACAAGCUCUACCUGAGCGCAGUAGGCGGCGACCAGUCCCUUAUCGCCCCUCUCGUGCGUGCGCACGUCAACGCCGCGGUCGUGGGCGGAGAGCUCUGGGCGGCCACGCUGCCCGAAGCCGGCAUUGUGGGUGUGGCACUCUGGUUCGGACCUGGCAGCACGUUCCUUGGGACGGCGGAGCAGAGACAGAUGGGCUGGGACGACAUCAUGGCUCGUAUUCCGGCAGAGAACAUCCAGUGGUGGGACACCUACUUUGCCACGCUUGACGAGAUUUCUGGCCGCGUCCUGGGAGCGGGCAUCAAGCGGGAUGCGUAUCAGUUGUACGUUCUUGGUACGCAUCCCGAGUAUCAACGGAAAGGCGUGGCCACUGCGCUCCAGAAAGAGGUGGAGGCUAUCACUAGAGAGCGCGGCAUAGCCCUUGUGGUUGAGACGACGGGUGCACAGAAUGUGUCAGUAUACGAGAGGCUUGGUUACCGGACGAUGGGCAGCGGAAAGUACGUCCGGGCUAAUGGCCAACCAGGAGAGCUGUUUGUUUUCCUCAAAAAUCCAUAA